UUUUUACCCCAUUUGAAAAGCCGAGUGAGAAUAGCGUCGCUUACCAAGAAUGUGUUUAUCAUAGCGCGCCUUGUUUUCAUCUUAUGACACAGAUGUGAAAUGUACAUUACGAUGGCCCUGUACCCUGCUCAUCGCGUUGUUUCUGGCGAACGGGUUGACAUGGAAAUUUGAAACGAAAUUCCGGAAAAGUGGGGCACUUGAGCGGUUCAUUCAUACAGUGCCAACAGAUGGCGAGAUUGACAGAAGGAAUUAGCGAUGCAUAGGACAACGCGAGCUCGUCUUGACGACCUGAACCAUCACCUAGUCUGUGUGUUAUGUGGAGGGUACUUCAUUGAUGCCACGUCGAUCAUCGAGUGCCUUCAUUCGUUCUGCCGGACGUGCAUUGUGCGGUACCUUGAGUCCAGCAAGUUCUGCCCCAUCUGUGAUGUCCAGGUGCACAAGACGCGGCCCCUUCUCAACAUCAGAGCGGACAAAACUCUCCAGAACCUUGUGUACAAGCUGGUGCCGGGCUUAUUCGAAGAUGAAAUGCGGAGACGCAGGCUGUUCUAUUCCACCCACCCUGAAGGCCGGAGGGUGGUGUGUCUGGAGGCCCGGGGGGAGGCAGUCAUGGAGAAGGAGUUGUGCCGAGAGGACGAAAACAUCAGCCUGUGUCUGGAUAUGAGCAAAAAUGGGCUGCCCCCUGACGAGUCAGAAAGUUAUCACUUCGAUAACAAGCCUGCCGACCGCCGUUUCUUGCUGUGUCCUUCCGCUCUGACCAUCGCACACCUUAAGAAAUUCAUCCGCAUGAAGUUCUCACUCCCAGAGCAUCACAAGCUCGACAUCUUCCACUCUGACGAGUCUCUCACAGAUACAUUCACCUUGUUAGAUAUCGCCUACAUCUACUCCUGGAGAAGGAAAGGCCCACUACGCCUUUUCUACACUGUCGACGACAAACCCAACAACAAGCGGAAACCGUCUGCUGCUGAAAGUGAGAUCGAGGCUGAUAAUGACGUAAAGAGAACAAAAAUGGAAGAAGUCGAGCGUGCAGAAGAUGAUACAAUUCCGUGCACGCAUAUCAAGCAGGAACGCCAAGCGGGGACGCAUUCGCAGAUAGAAAUAUGCGAUGCCGGUGAAAUGUUUAGCGACAUAAGUGAUUAUGAACCGUCUCCAUUACCAGACUACUGCCAGCAGAUUCACGUGACCAGCGAGGGAAGCGACAGCACGAUCACAUACGGAAAUACGGAGGACAACCAACAUGAACCCACAAACAAUAGUAACACAGCUACGGACGAUACGUCUGUCCAGAGUCUUUGCAGCAGUCGUGUCUGUGAUUCCGAGACUGCGAUGACUGAAAGCAGCAAUUCUGUUAUCACCACCGGAUAUACCAAAUUGCCUCCCUUGUCAAACAAAGAUCAAACUGUCAGUCAUUUUGCCCAAGGCAUUGACCAUUCACUUGACCGUACGUCCAAUACCAAAUUGAAUGAUGAGGGUUGUGUUGCUCAGAAACAAUUAAACGGAGUGACGAAAGACAAGCCAAUGCCGGAGGCACGUUCCAAUGGUGUUGGGUAUACUUCCGUUAAAAUAUGGCAGAAACCGAACGGUAUUACCCGCGUUAAGCCCGACAACAACGGUAUUAAACAACAAAAAGGUAUUGUGUGUACCAAAUUCCAGAAUACUGAAGACAGAGCAAACAAUAACACAAUAAACGUGGAAACCAAACUUCAAAAUGGACAUGAGGUGUCGUUUUCCGUCGACUUGAAAUCAGAACCUUUGGAUCUUUCGGAGCCUUCUAGGAAAGGUAUCUGCGGCCAGAAACCAAUCGUCAUCGGCGAAAUCGAUUUUUGAUUUCGUAAAAGAAAAUAUGUUUGGAAGGUUUACUUUGAUUAUUGUUUACCAUAUAUAUAGCCGUCGAUGUCAAAGUAUCUUCCGUUAUUUGACGGUGCUUUAUGUCGCCAAUGCAGAUGUAUAAUUAACGGCAUUGAAGCGGCUUACCCUUAUUGUGCUAUUGUGCUAUGAAUGUAUCUCCUCAUAAUUGGUGGUGCUGUCGAAACGAAGUCUUAUACAAGCUCAUUCUUUGUUUCCUUGAAGUUUUUUCAAGUCGUAGAAAGCCACGAGUCUUUGGGUCAAUUCGCCUUCAACAUCCCUAUACGUACAGGAAGCUAUACCUUAUAUAAAAACCAGAUGCGGAUUGGGAAUAAAGAGGUGAUGUAUGUAAAGAGAGAUAAAUGAAAUGUUUUGACAAAUCAUAUUCAUCACAGCUGGAAUUCUUCAAAAAUCAAAUUGUCAAACCAUACAGCAGCAUCUAUCUACGGUUAAGACAUCAAUAGGCUGACGGUGGAGGAAACCUCUUUCAAAUUACCCUGACUCGCGAAGAUGAUGUAAGUGUCACAAGCGAGACUCUCCAAUCAACGCACGUGUGUAGGACGAAAAGCGAAUGUCCUUCUUCUGGUUCUGUAUCCGUGUGAAGGAAGAAGUGCCUGGUACAUGUUCAGACUUUAAGCAAUUAUAUUAUGACUGACUACACGUCUCUGGGGCGGUUACCUUGUUUCCAUAGACUGUUAUGAUUUGUUAGACAGGAAACCUGGUCUCAAACUAAUUGCCAUCACUGACUGGGGAUGACUUUUGUUGUUAUAGUUUCAUGAUUAUCAUUGUAACACACAGUCAUUAAGUGUAAGGUUAGCGAUGGCCUGUCUUUCGUGGAUGUCGUUGUGGAGACGAUUGUUAAGUUUUAUCUCUGUGACUGUUUACUGUACAUGCACUGUGACGGUUCCUCUUAGGAUUCCGGGCACAUCGCAUGCACUGUGACAGUUCCUGCUAGGAUUCCGGGCACUUUGCAUGCACUGUGACGAUUCCUGCUAUGAUUCCGGGCACUUUGCAUGCACUGUGACGAUUCCUCCUAGGAUUCCGGGCACUUUGCUUGAACUAUGGCGGUUCUUCGUGGGAUUCUGGGCACAUCGCAUGCACUGUAACGGUUCCUCCUAGGAUUCCAGGCACUUUGCACGCACUGAACGGUUCCUCCUAGGAUUCCGGGCACUUUGCAUGCACUGUGACGGUUCCUGUUUGGAUUCCGGGCACUUUGCACGCACUGAACGGUUCUUCCUAGGAUUCCGGGCAUUUUGCAUGCACUGUGACGGUUCCUCCUUUGAUUCCGGGCACUUUGGAUCCACUGUGACGGUUCUUCGUGGGAUUCCGGGCACUUUGCACGCACUGUGACGGUUCCUGCUAGGAUUCCAAGCACUUUGCCUGUCCUGUCAUUGUUCAACAAUUAUUGAGUUUUGUUUCUUAUUUUGUUGUUUUUACUUGUUUAACACAGCUAAAAUAUUUCAACAAGUGCUAGUAUCUCCCUUAACAGCGAUCUACAAAUAUCCUUGAUAGGGCCCGUUCCUAUACUAAGGCUGUAAAUUUAGGGUGGCGGGUAUCCUUGAUAGGGCCCGUUCUUACGCUAAGGGUAUAUAUUUACGGUGAUGGAAGAGGGCAAGCUUUUCGUUCUUUGAAUCUUGGUGUAAGGCACUGAUAUAGUAUUGCAUCUGCAGCCUGUCAAAUUCCUGAUUUCAUCUUGAACGGUACUUCUUGCAUGUACCAGUCGCUUCGGUAGCUGGCUGACAAUCUUGCCAAGACAGUAUAGUAGGGUUCCGAUGAUGUUACUGGUGCUACAGUUCUAAAUAAAAUGGCAUGACGUGGGGCAUAAGUUUCAACAUUUCUUUCAACUUUUGUCAAAGUCGGCAAAUAUUGGUGAGGUCAAAUUGUGAUAAAUACGUUCAGUAAAUAAAUAUUAAUAUACAGUCUGUUUGGUUGGACAACUGAAUAGGUUUAUUAAUGUAAUCCUCUGAAAUAAAUAAAUAGAAGGGGGGAACAAUUUCUGUAAUCAUAAGACCUUUACUAAGAUCAGAGGUCAUGUACGAUUCCGACUCUAUCAUAAGCACGUGUUUAUGAAUCACUAUCAAAUAGUGUGAAUACCUUUAUCAAUAGGAGGAUGCGUAUAUAAUUUCAAUUACUUUCUAUAACAAUGUUUACAAUUUAGUAUCGACUUUUUCUGUUCAAAUCAGGUUUGAUAGCAUGCUAAUAUCUCAUGAUUGGUAUACUGUCAGUGACAAUUAGUGUGUAGCGGUUUGCAAGGUCAUAUGUGGCGAGUCCUCGGUUAAAGAGGAAAAGAAAAUCAUUUCUAUCACAGAAUAAAGUCGAUUAGCGGUCUUAGGUGGGCAUCAUCAACCUCAUAUUAAUUAAAUAAUUGCAGAAAUAGACCUACAUUGCUAUUGUCACGUGAAAUAUUCGUUCCUGUGAACAAUCCAUCAUGUAUUAUCUAGUAUUGAUAUGAGUUUUCAUAAAAAUAAAUAGAAUCUUCUCGAAUUGUUAAUAUUUAUAUAUGAUCGUAUUUUUUUAAAAUUUCACAUUUGGUAUUUACAUUUUUUUUUAAAUAUAAGCAUAGAUUGAUUUAUGACAGUAUGAAAAGUAUGACUAUCUGAUAAACACUAUGGGCGGCUUCAUCAGAUUACUUUGUGCUCACAAGAUUGUCUGUCGGCACAAACCAGAUCGGGAAGCCAGGUGACUUUGUGCAUUGCGUUUCAUCGUACCCCGAUUUCUUGGGGUUUUGCUUAUAAUAUCAACCACCGGCUUAUGCCCUAACAGCUGGGAUCGUUUGCUGAACAUGUUUGUGAUAUUCUUACAAUGCGAUAAAUGUCUGAUUACAGUAGAUGAAUAUCCUUAACCAUAUUCAUCAAUGGUGGUCCGUCGGUAUUCCAUGUACAUAUUAAGAACAAGCUAUAUGUUAGAAUGUAAAAUAAUAAUAUAUGAAAAUAAAUAUGCUUAACGUCGAACCAGCAAAAUGUUCGUCAGCUACAGAAAAGGCGAAUUUGAAGCCUUUGACAUCAUUUAAUCUCGUAGGAAAAUUAUCAGUAGUAAGGUGAAGCACGCGUCCCUCCCCUGAUCUACUUGUAAUUAUUAAUAUCAGUAUCCGUAUGAAUCACUGACAAAAUUAAAAACAGUAUUCCACCGUAUUGUAAAUAGUGCGUCUCAAUGUUAUGUUCCAAUUGACAGAGGUUAUGUUAAUUCAUCUACAUAUUCAGCCACAAAAUGUCAACCAGGAUUACGCAAGUUCAAACAUAUCUUCAAAGCUCGGUAUUAACAUAUCAGGCCUAGAACAAUGUUACGUAUUUACCGUUAUGAUGGUAAACGGUUCCGUUAUAAUAAUUACAUAACGUACCGGGACAGCACACCAUACAAAAAGUGAUAUUAUCGAAAAUAGCAUUUUCCUUAAAAAAUCGGAAUAUUAGAGCCAUUUGGACUUUAACUAUUCAAUCCUUUUCCAGGAAUUUUACAUUGAAUACAUUAUAACGAUUAUUUAUGGUGCAUGUAUGUUUCGGAGUUACAUAAUCCAGACUUGCUGGUUUGUGACGGUCAGCUUGGGAGUAACAUUAUUUUAAAAGAUAUAUUUUGGUUUCGCUAGUGGUAAGAUAAGUAUUAAUAAAUAUACAAAGUUAUUACUGGAAUAUGUCACUGUAAUUAUGGAUUAAUUAUGGUUUUAGGACUAUGGUCAUACAUCGAGGGCAUCCUUGCUUUUUUGUUUUGUGUAUUUUAUUUUGAAUUUAUUUGCAUUCACAGGCUGUUGUAGCAUGUCUUCGUUGAUGCUGUUGAAAACAGCUGUUUGUGUACCUAGUUCCCUGUUGUAGUGUAUAGCCCUGUCAUGCUGCGAUUCCUCUUAAAGAGAAUAAAACCAUACUGUUAA
Haliotis rufescens (red abalone) is the source of this 5701-nucleotide messenger RNA. Its product is annotated as polycomb group protein Psc-like. Gene Ontology annotation, cellular component: PRC1 complex. Gene Ontology annotation, biological process: negative regulation of transcription by RNA polymerase II. Bases 256 to 1824 code for a protein of 522 amino acids. Lineage: Eukaryota; Metazoa; Mollusca; Gastropoda; Lepetellida; Haliotidae. Gene Ontology annotation, molecular function: promoter-specific chromatin binding. The record is from RefSeq and is a predicted model, not a curated record. The transcript is spliced from 10 exons.